This is a messenger RNA of Carassius auratus (goldfish), 1476 nucleotides long. RefSeq names its product overexpressed in colon carcinoma 1 protein homolog. The coding region runs from base 228 to 458 and encodes 76 amino acids. Lineage: Eukaryota; Metazoa; Chordata; Actinopteri; Cypriniformes; Cyprinidae. The record is from RefSeq and is a predicted model, not a curated record. The transcript has 5 exons.
GUUUCUGAGAGACUCAAGGGAAGAGCAGGAAGUAUAGCAGCUCAGAAACCUUCAGACUCAGCCAUCAGAGCACACUUCCCUCAUCCUCACUCUCUCCUCAUUCCUCCAUUCAUCCUUCUCCCUUCUAAUUCCAGUAGUCUCUCCCUCUUCCUCCCUUCUCAUUGCCCUCAGCACUGUCUGUCUAUCCUCUUUCCAUCUCUUUGAUUGACUUUGACAAAGUUUGAAGCAUGGGCUGUGGGAAUUCCACCUCUGCCAGCACAGCUGCAGGUCCAUCUGAGUCAGCCAAAGAUGUCCCAUCGGAUCAUCUCUUGGUUCUGUUCUGGUUCUGGGCCCACAGGCAGGACGAUUCGUCUGUGGAUGACGAGAAGAGGAGAAAUUAUGGUGGCGUGUAUGUGGGCUUACCUGCAGACCUCAGCAAUGUGGCCACCGGACAAACAGCCUCCACACAAAAAGAAUAAUGAUAUUCAGAGUUGAAGGCACAGAUAAAGGGCUUUCCAGAGGGAGUCAUGUCUGAAAAUGGCUGUGUAAUGAUCUCAACAGGACGCAAUUUUCAUCAUCUCGCCGGAAUCCUUUGAGAGCCAAUCAUCUAAUUGAACUCUCUGGAAACUGAACUAGAAUUAGAUCUGCUGACAAGGUCAGAGGUCAAAGACAAAUCAUCCCUCAGCUCUUUUAAGGGCAAGUUCUACCAGCACCUUGCUUCUCAGGACAAUGACACACAGGUGUUAAUGACAAUCACAGAGCAAUGAAGAAGCUAAAAACGUAUCUUUGAACGAUGUUGCUCUGUAUGUUUUUAAAAGGGUUUUUACAAGGGUCAAGUGGUUUUCGAUGGGGAAAUGGGACUACUUAUGCACUUACGAGUCUGUUUUUGUUCUUCACUCUUUCAACAUAUACAUCCUUUCAGACAUUCUCCUCUACACUGUAAAAAAAUAUAUAUAUUUACAGUAAAAUACCGGCAGCUGUGGUUACCAGAACUUUACUGUAAAAAAAUAUGGUAGAAACAUUUUAGGUUUUACAGACUUAACUUAAUUUAACUAUAAUAAAACCUGUUUCAUUAACUGAUGUAAUGUUAAUAAAGCAGCAUAUUGAAGUUCUGAUAUCUGUUUUGAACCAUUGUAAUACUAAUAACCGCCAAAAACAGUAAAACUACAUUAAAUGCAAUCACAGUUAUUCACUGUAUAUAUUAUGGAAACUUACUGAUAACCAAUAAACAUGUUUUUACUGUUGCAUUUUUGCAGUCUUUUACUGUUAAAAUCACAAUCCUUUUUUACAGUGUAGUCGUAAAAUGUCCAUAUUAUGCCUUUUCGAAUAUUACCUUUCAUGUAGUGUAUCAUGUAGCUAUAUGUGAACAUAAACUAUCUGUAAGUUUUGAAGCUGACAGUGCACGAUAAAUAAAGUUAUUGUCUAUAAAAAAAUUAAAAACAAGUUUGGUUGCAAUCGCCAAAAUGAGUCGUCACAAAUUCGAAUCCUAUUCGGUUA